GGCGGCGGCGGCGGCGGAGGAGAGUUAAAAUGGAAGAUGAGGAGGUCGCCGAGAGCUGGGAGGAGGCGGCUGACAGCGGGUGUCGGGAUUCUGUGGCAACGGAUCGGGGCCUCUGGGCGUGAUCUUCAUCACAUGCCGAAGAAUCAUACAAGUUCCGGCUGUGGCUUAGAGUCCGGAUUCCUGCCUCCAAAGGAAAUAGAUAGACGGUUGGAAAAGAAACUGAAGAUUACACAAAAGGAAAGCAGAAAAUCAAAAUCUCCUCCCAAAGUGCCGAUUGUCAUUCAGGACGACAGCCUUCCCUCAGGUCCUCCUCCACAGAUCAGGAUCUUAAAGAGGCCCACAACUAACGGUGUGCUUAGUAACCCCAACUCUGCGAGCAGACCAGCUUUUCCGGUAAAGUCUCUGGCACAGAGAGAGGCAGAAUACGCAGAAGCCAGAAAACGAAUUCUGGGCAGCGCAAGCCCAGAAGAGGAACAGGAGAAACCCAUUCUAGACAGGCCAACAAGGAUCUCCCAGCCAGAAGAUUCCAGGCCAUCCAAUAAUGUGAUACGGCAGCCACUGGGUCCUGAUGGUUCACAAGGCUUCAAACAACGCAGAUAGAUGUGGGCAAGCGAUCAUGCUGUCGAAAGCAGGGUCCGCUGCCACGGGUUGCACUGCCGUGGUGGACAAAUGGACUUGAGCAGAGGGAACUACCUGGUUUACUUGCACUGUGAUCCCUUUGCUCUGCCCACUGUGACCUUGAACCCCAUGCACUGUGACCCCCUGCUCCACCCACUGUGAUUGGCACACCGACGAGGGCUGUCCCAAGUCACUGUAAAAGGAAGGGGGGGUACGUUAAGGACUCUGAACAGGUGCAGAGAGUCGUGUGUGCCACUUCAGUUGAAGCUAGCGCCAGCAAUAAUGUUUAUCAUACUCAUUAACCUGGGAUUGAAAAGAAGAAUGGGAAGCCUCCCCAAAUGUGCAUGUUGUCUCUCUCUCACUUCUGAGCGAGUUCUGUUUCAAAGGAUCUUUGUUUUUUGUUUGUAAAUCAGAUCAACUUUAAACCAAGUGCAUGGGAAAGGUUUUAACUGUUUAGUUUGUUUUAAUUGAGAGAGGUAGUUGGUAGUGUUCUAAAAAAGGAGUUUCUAGGAAUUUCCACAACAUAAUGGCUAGGAUUUGGCAAGCUUAGCUUCUCGUUCUGUAUUUCCACUGCUGCUAAGCAAAUGGAAGGGGACUUCCAGGUACCUGGGCUUUCUAAUUGCCUUGGGCCCAGAAACCAGUGGAGUCCAGUGGCCCAGUUCACUUACUGCACCUGUCAUAAGCUUGGUUAGUUUUCUGCUGGCUUGAGGAAAAACUUAGUAAUACAUUUCUUGUAUUUGGGGAGAAGGGAAUGUAGACAGAUCCCAUGGAGACACCUACUGCCUGCCUGCUGCUUCCAGCAGAGAAAGCAGGGUGAAGGAACAGGGCUCUGUUGCAUCUAGGUUUACAAGCUAGGAAUAGACUAGUUCAAUACUGUACUGGUCCACUCCGGUUAGUGCAUGGAAAACAUGGGAAUGAGCCUGGCUCUGUGCAGCAUGUGCUUGUCGGAAGGCUGUGUGGCAGGAGGCUGGGCAACCACUGCUCCAAAGGUUUGAACCCUAAGUGGCUUGUGAUGGACCGAUGGCUUAUGGUACAAUUCCAGUGCUGUACUUGAUGCAUUUACUUCUAGAAAUCAGAGACAUCGGGAACAAACCAUGUUCAAUAAAGCUUGGAAAAAAAAUCCCUGUUUUCAUGCAUUGGUGGUAACAAAUGGCUUUCCGCUAAGCUCUGUCCUCCAGCCCCAGAAAAAGAAAGGGGUCUGAGGAAGGGUUCCUGGCCAUGGAAGGAGAAGUUUAAGGUACCACCAAGUCAGCUGUCGCAAGCUGUCAAAUAUAGCUACUCCAUUGCUUCUCCUGUGCCCUCUACUGUCUUGUUGCAUUGUCUAACUGUAUAUUAGACAACAAGGAAGCUGAUCAACUCUUAAUAUUAACUGUCUCAAGGGAUUAGAUGAACACUAAAGCUUCCUUCUGCUGGGGCAACAAGAAUGUAUCUUGUAUGCUGGAAAGGCUCCAGUAGUAGAGAUGUCUCAGCAUGUCGAUAGGACCUGGUACUGUAGACAAGCCUGUGUGGCAUAGAAACAGACUAUAUCUUUCUGUGACAGCAGCCAGAGGCCAAGAAGGAUUUAGAUCGUCCCUUCACCUAACAGGACCGUGGGCUAGUCUGCGUCACUGUGUUUCCAGAAGCUGCCUUUCCACCCAGUUGGUGUUUUGGAGGAUGUAUUCUGUACAGGUGCAAUUUGACACGGGCCACUGUUUGUGCUUAAUAGGUUGAAUAGUGGGCACCUGAACCCAUCCUCUUUUGCCUGAAAGGAAGCAGCUGACCAGAACCUCUGCCUACAGUGAGCUGUAUGGGAGAGUCCCAUACAGUAAACCAAGACAUGUACAGAAAUACAGCAAACUGGUUAAAAUAAACUACCUGUGUACAAAAGAUGAAAUCUACUAGAACAUUGAUCUUUUAACUGAAUUUCUUUUCUGUCCUGCCCUCCUGCGAUUCCCUAAAUCAAGUGAGCCCAUGGAAUGCUUGUUAAAGGAUUACUUUUUUUUUUUUUUUUUUACUCUGCUGUAAUCCGAGAGGUGGGCACAGGUGUACAGAUGUUCCAUAGGCCUGCAGUUGGGCUCAAGUCCUUGUGGUUUUAUACGACUGUAAUCUGAUGUUUACCUAACUUCCUCUCAGGUAGGGCUUGGAAUGUGCUGCAGGAGCACCUGUACAAGCCACGAGCAUCUUUCCCUCAUGGCAGCAAGGAGAAACUGAUGGGAAGAGUCGCUGGAUGGGGGAGGGCAGAAGAGAAGAGGAUGGGAAAAGACAUUAGCAAUAACUGUGUAGUCACCACGCCUUUCCUUAAUCGAUAAUUAAAAUAGCUAUUACUUUGGAUGGCCAGCUGCUGGCAAAAGCCUCCUGAUGUAGCUUCUGAUAUCUUGCCAAUGUUAGGACAACAGUAUCCUUUUUCUGCCACCUGGUAUCCUGUAUAUCAGGGGUUUAACGUCCUUGCUAGCUGCUCAUAGGACAAAAUCCGGUCCUCCAGCAUCACCCUCACAUAACUAAUAUAAGAUUAUGUGGGGGGGAGCUAACCAGAGCACCCCCCUCCAGCUUAUUCAUCCUUAAAGCAUGGUCAGUCAGGAUGCUUCCAACCUGCGGGCAGGGGGGGGCAAUGUUCCUGGAGAAACCUACCACUAGGCCCCCUCUUCCAGGUGGACAGUAGGUCAGUGAUCCUGUCCAGAAAUCAGUGUUGGGAUAAGUCAAAGGCCCUGUUUGCAGAGGGGCUAGAGCUCUUGUUCUAAUACAUGUUUAUAGGGUUUUUUGUGUGUGUUCUUAGGGGCACUUUAUGGUUCUGUGUGUGUGUAUGCGUGUGCGUGUGUGUAUUCGGGUGGUAAGAAGUGCAAAGGUGUGUGCGUCUGCCACAGGACACACAGCUGCCUGUCUCCCCAUGGAAGUGCUCCUAAGUAUGCAGAAAAACAUUUUAUAAAUUGUAUUUUAAAUAAAUGUGUUAAACUUUUUAAAA
This is a messenger RNA of Malaclemys terrapin pileata, 3556 nucleotides long. It is a transcript of the gene SZRD1, whose product is annotated as SUZ RNA binding domain containing 1. Bases 37 to 600 code for a protein of 187 amino acids. The record is from RefSeq and is a predicted model, not a curated record. The transcript has 5 exons. Lineage: Eukaryota; Metazoa; Chordata; Testudines; Emydidae.